Oppiella nova is the source of this 1197-nucleotide messenger RNA. NCBI's taxonomy places the organism in Eukaryota, Metazoa, Arthropoda, Arachnida, Sarcoptiformes, Oppiidae. The record is from the annotation of a GenBank genome assembly.
UUCACCAAAGAGGACGAGGACAGUUUUGCCGUAUUUGCUACUUAUUGUGGAUUAGCACUGGAUCAUGCCAGGUUAUACGAAAAGAUACACAAAUCUGAGGAGAAAUACAAAGUGGCGUUAGAAGUGCUAUCAUAUCAUAACACGUGUACUAAUGACGAGUUAAUUACAAUUAAGUCGUUGCCAUUGGACUCAAUGCCCGAUGAAACUGACCCCGCAUUCUCGCCCUACACCCUAUCCAACGACGAGAAGGUGCUCUCAUCAGUCAAACUGAUCCAGUCGUUCAGCGGGGUAACCAAGUGCGAGGUGGACGACAUCUACCGGUUCACUUUGACCGUGCGCAAAAAUUACCGCAAAGUGCCCUACCACAAUUGGACCCACGGCUACAGCGUGGCCCAAACCAUAUACCGGUUCACUCGGGACUGUCCCGGGUUUACACCUAUGGAGAAGUUCUCGUUUUUCGUGUCCGGCCUGUGCCACGACCUGGAUCACAGGGGCACUAAUAAUCAAUCGCCGUGUGAGCAAAACGGAAUGAAUGUAUUGAAAAACAUGUCGUCAGAGGACUAUAAGACUGUUUUGGCGAAUAUUAAACACUAUAUUCUGGCCACAGAUAUGGCUAAGUAUUUCGCUAAUAAGAAAAAGUUGGACACCAUUGCCAGCAACGGGGUGUUUGACUGGUGUAACCCGGAUCAUAAAUUAUUACUGUCAUCCCUGGCCAUGAACGGGGCUGACCUGAACUCGACAGCCCUUCCCUGGGCUGAGACUCGCGUGAAGACCAAAGAGCUAUUCGAGGAGUUCUACGCGAUGGGCGACAGCGAGCGCCAGGCGGGCCGGGAGCCCAUCGCCCUCAUGGAUAGGCUCAAAAUAGACGAACAGCCCCGCACUCAAGUGGAGUUCCUUGAUAACAUAUCCAUACCGUGUCUCAAGUUGGUCACCAUUUUUCAAAUGACUUUUCGCGUGAGUCUUCAGAUUAGACUUUUGGUGAAAACUUUUGCGGCAAUCCUUAUAAUCACAAACAAACGUCUUUUCGCCGGAAUGGAUGCGUUUGUGUUGAGCGAGGUUUACGUUUUGGGCGAACCCUUUGCCGCAACCCUCGUAAUCGCAUACAAAUUGCUUCACAUCCGAGUGAAUCAGUUGAUGUCGUUUCAGAGUAGCCUUAUAUUGAAAACUUUUCCCGCAAUCCUUGUAAUCACAUAUUAG